AGGCUAGAUAUACGUAACUCGACGGUUCUCUACGUCGUUGCUUUUUUUUUUUCUUUGUAGCGAGCAUGCGCACAGCACGUCGGGCUCCACACCACGCGGACGUCGCGCAUGCGUACGGUCCGGCAGCCUGCGCACGCGCGCUGACGCAGCUGCUGUGCCCUCCUUUAGCGCUUGUCCCCUUUUCACCACCAAUUUUCCCGCCUGAGCCAGCGACGGAAGGGGAGCAUGCGCAGAAAUGCUCGCAGGACGGGGUCGAAGGUGCUGUGACAGUUGGUACAGGUGGUCAAUGGAUGAGGUGCAGCUGUGGAAGGGAUUGAGGCUAAACUAGAGGAGAAUGUCUAUCAUCACAAUACAACUUGGUCAGUGCGGCAACCAGAUCGGUCGCGAGGUGUUUGAUACCAUCUGCACAGACUUCCGCAGUACGCAUGGCUUGUGCUCCAAAAAGGAAAAUGAGUCCUUCCAGGCAGCCUGCAAAGAGCGGUUCUUCAGCGAGGAGAAGUCCAGAGUGCUGGCUGCCCGGGCUGUCCUGGUUGACAUGGAACCUAAAGUGAUUGGUCAGACUUUAUCAACGGCUUCAAGGUCUGGUACCUGGAACUAUGACCAUCGGUCCCACUUUUGUCAAAAGCAAGGGUCGGGAAACAACUGGGCAAAUGGCUACUGCGUUCAUGGGCCCAAGCACAAAGAAACAAUCAUGAACUUGGUACAGAAGGAAGCUGAGAAAUGUGACCGGCUGAGUGGAUUCCUGACGGUUAUGAGCAUGGCGGGUGGGACAGGAUCGGGUCUGGGGACGUUUGUGACAGAAAGCCUGAAAGACACCUACCCCACCUCAUUCCUGUUAAACCACGUUAUCUGGCCCUACAGAACUGGAGAGGUUAUUGUUCAAAACUACAACUCUGUCCUGACCCUCUCACACUUGUAUCAGUCUUCGGAUGCCCUCCUGGUUCAUGAGAACGAUGCCAUCCACAAGAUCUGUGCUCAGCUAAUGAACAUAAAGCAGAUAUCUUUUCAGGAUGUAAAUCGAGUCAUCGCCCAUCAGCUGGGGAGCGUCUUCCAGCCGGCUUACUCCUCUGAAAGUGCCGCUCACUACAGCAGAAGCCCCCUAGGAGAUCUAAUGGAAGCUCUAGUCCCCCACCCUGAGUUCAAGAUGCUAGGUCUGCGGAACAUUCCUCAGAUGUCCGAAAACUCCCUUGCCUACAGCACCUUUGCGUGGCCCGGGCUUCUGAAGCACCUGAGGCAGAUGCUCAUUGCGAAUGCCAAAAUGGAGGAAGGGAUUGAUUGGCAAGUGAGGCCUCCGGUGCCUGGACUCCCUGCAUCAGAAAAACAGUCUCUAAACAGGACAGCUCGUUUUAACACCUCCAUCGCCAACCUGGUUACCUUGCGAGGAAAAGAUGUACAAAGCACGGAUCUAGGAGGAUUCCAAGAGCCUGCCUUGUAUACUUCCUGGCUAAACGCUCAAGAUGCCUUGACCAUCUGGAAGACACCAAGAGCUUUUAAUAAAUACGAGAAGUCUGCUUCUUUGGUCAGCAACAGCCAGUUUUUGCUGAAGCCUGUGGACAGCGUAGUGGGGAAGGCCUGGAAAAUGUUUGCUUCAAAGGCUUACGUGCACCAGUACACAAAGUUUGGGAUUGAAGAGGAAGACUUUAUGGACUGUUUCACAACUCUGGAACAAGUCAUUGCUAGCUACACCAACCUCUGAUUUUCAAAUUCAUCCUUCGCCAGGAGGGGGCAGAUCUAAAAUCCUGGCAAGAGGCCUUAAAACUGGAAAUCUUGUGAAGAAUUGAAUGUAGCAGGAGGACUCUUUACAUGCCGUCCCAGGCAAGUGCAUCCCUCCAGCCAUCUUUCAAAGACGGGAGCUUUCCAUGCAAACAAUGCUUCUGAGAGAGUUCUAGCUUUCAGUGGGGGAUGUAGAUUGAUAACGCACAUUCCUUUCAUCCCUUUACCAGCAUAAAGACUUUGUACAAUCUAAAUUGCAUGUGUUUUGUAUAUAAAGUAAUUUUAUUUUCUGAU
Podarcis muralis (Common wall lizard) is the source of this 2007-nucleotide messenger RNA. RefSeq names its product tubulin delta 1 (gene TUBD1). Gene Ontology annotation, molecular function: structural constituent of cytoskeleton; GTP binding. Gene Ontology annotation, cellular component: microtubule. Lineage: Eukaryota; Metazoa; Chordata; Lepidosauria; Squamata; Lacertidae. Gene Ontology annotation, biological process: microtubule-based process. The record is from RefSeq and is a predicted model, not a curated record.